AAAAGCUCUCACGCCAUACCCCAUGAACAUGUGAACAGUGCUCUUAUCGCCUAUCACAAGCCCAAAAUUCCCGAAGCAUAUCAGCAAUGAUAUAAUUCCAGAAUGGAUAAGAGCCUAGAUCCCGGUAUACGGAAGAUAUCCGGGCUGGCGGAACUCCAUCGACUAAUGAGAUCUCCCAAUGUCCUCCACGGUUCAUCAAAUUGCUGCACGGCAGUUAUCUAGCAAAUGAUAGUCCAUUGCAUCAUCAAAGCUAUACAAACGACAUGGAUUCGUGCCUGCCGAUCGCUAAACAUAAAGCUAUGAGAGAGUUCCCCAGAAGAAAAUGCCGAGACGUCAAACCGAACUGCUGGAUCUUUCGCAUUCCCAAGAUUCUUGGCCAAAAUGUCGCUUCACAUUCGGGCAGAUGCAAGCGAGAACGGCAUUGAGCCACCGCUUUCUCAAGCGGUCGGCUAUGUCGUCGUUAUCGCGAUUGGAUUUCUUAUCGCGUUCAUUAUGAUGUUUCUGACGCAUAUCUUGAAGAAGACGGUUGGUGAAGAUAACAAGACGACCGAGAUGUUCAUGACAGCCAAUCGAAGUGUUGGCACUGGCCUGACUUCAUCUGCUGUUAUUUCAUCUUGGCUUUGGAGUACGGCUAUGCUUGGAAGUACUCUUGUUGGAUAUAACUUUGGUGUCGCCGGACCAUUCUGGUUUGCAGCUGGAUGCUCGCCCAUGAUCGUUUUCUUCGCUUUGCUUGGUAUCUCCUGUAAACUCAGAGUACCCGAAGCGCAUACACUACUUGAGAUUGUCCGCAUACGAUAUGGAACUUCUGGUCAUAUUGUUUGGAUUGGCCUGUGCCUCAUCAACAACAUCAUCGCUAUCGCAAACAUGUUGCUUGGUGCAAGUGCAGCGAUCUCUGCCUUAUCUGGUAUCCAUAUCAUCGCCGCUACGUUCUUGCUACCCGUCGGCGUGGUGCUGUAUACCUUUGUCGGCGGCAUCAAAGCGACUUUCCUGACUGACUACUUCCAUACGUUUGUGAUCACGAUCAUCAUAUGUUUUUUCACAAUCAAGGCAUUCCUGGUCCCCGAGAUUGGAUCACCUGGCGGUCUAUAUGAUCUUAUCGUCCAGGUUGGAAAGGACCAUCCAGUCGCUGGUAAUCACGAUGGAUCUUUCUUGACGAUGACUAGUAAAGAUGCUAUAUACUUUGGUAUCAUCCAUGUUCUGGCCAAUUUUGGUCUUGUCAUCAUGGACACUGGCUUCUUUGCCAAAGCCUUCAGCGCUGCGCCUCAAGCUGUUGUACCUGGAUAUAUCAUCGGCGGCAUUGCUUACUUUGCAAUCCCAUGGUGUCUCGGCACCUUGAUGAGCUUUUCUGCUCUCGCUCUUGAGGAUACUCCUCGCUUCCCUACAUACCCUCGUCGCAUGUCUUCCGUCGAGAUCUCGAAUGGUCUAGUACUACCUUAUGCCGCGAUCGCAAUUGCUGGAAAAGGCGGUGCUGCUGCCGUUUUAUUGAUCACCUUUAUGGCCGUCACUUCAACCAUUAGUGCGCAAGUUAUUUCGGUGUCGUCGAUCAUCAGCUUUGACAUCUAUCGUCAGUACUUCAACCGUCAAGCUACAGACCGUGAUGCUAUUCGAUGGAGUCACAUCGGUGUCGUCUUCUUCGGUCUCUUUUCCGCUGCCUUCUCUACUGCCCUCUACUACGGCAAGGUUGACCUUGGAUGGACCCUAUACAUGCUCGGAGUCUUGACAUGCCCUGGUAUCUUCCCGACCGUCUUUACAAUCCUAUGGAGAAAACAGUCAAAGAUUGCUGCCAUUGUCUCACCUCUCCUGGGUAUGGCGACUGGUAUCGCUGUUUGGCUUGGCUCAGCGUCGUCACUGUACGGCGAAGUCACCGUUGCAUCCACUGGAAAGUCUCUUCCUUGUGUAUACGGAACUGUCGCUUCAGCUUUGAGCCCAGCUCUGUACUCAGUCGUCAUCUCGCUCAUCAAGCCUGCCAAUUACCAAUGGGCCGACUUCAGAAACGAGCGUCUUGCGUUCGACCAGGUCGGCUCAACAAAGGAAGAAGUGAGAACACACGAAGAAAAGGUAGCCAGCUACACCGAAGAUAAAGCUAAGCUCAAGCAUUGGGGCACUCUUGCGGCGAUUUGGUCCGCUGCUACAUUCUUGGGACAUUGGGUUCUAUGGCCUCUUCCGAUGUACGCUGCCAAAUAUGUCUUUGGCAAGACUUUCUUUGUCGCUUGGAUUGUUAUCGCCAUUAUCUGGGUAUGGGGAACCAUGUUCGUUGCAGGUUUCUACCCCAUUAUUGAUGGUUGGCCUCAAUUGAAGACUGUUUAUCGGGGCUUGAGGGGACAGGGUCCAGUUGAAGGUGAAUCCAAAGUAGUCCAGAAUGCCCAAAGUGAUUCUUCCAUCACUGAGAGGGACGAGAAGGGGAACAGUGGGAUCCUGGCCUAAGAAUAGUUGUCAGCGUGCUGUAUAUAAGAGAUAUAAUAAAGAUCCGGGUUGAAGACGCUAGAUAUUAUAAUAUCUCUAUACGGCUAGAUCAAUAGCGAUGUUUGUUUUUACGAGUAAGUAAGAUAGGAAAACAUCCGUGGUGGGAUUCAGUGACAGCCCCGAAUCGGGCCUUGGCUUCCCCGCUUCGCCCCCGCCAG
This is a messenger RNA of Fusarium redolens, 2621 nucleotides long. Its product is annotated as Sodium:solute symporter family-domain-containing protein. Gene Ontology annotation, molecular function: urea transmembrane transporter activity. NCBI's taxonomy places the organism in Eukaryota, Fungi, Ascomycota, Sordariomycetes, Hypocreales, Nectriaceae. The coding region runs from base 382 to 2424 and encodes 680 amino acids. The transcript has 5 exons. The record is from RefSeq and is a predicted model, not a curated record. Gene Ontology annotation, biological process: urea transmembrane transport. Gene Ontology annotation, cellular component: plasma membrane.